AUGAGUAAUGCAGAGGAGAAGUUCGAGAUAAUUACAAGUGAGGAAUGGUUAAGCUCGUUGAAGAAGAGGGUAGACGAAACAAAAUGGAUGGAUUGGCGCACCGAUGGGCCGACCAUCUUCAAAGUCCCUGGAAUCUUUCAAGAGGCAAAUUCGAAUGCAUAUAAGCCCAGGAUGGUGUCGCUCGGCCCCUACCACCAUCGCAACAUACACCUGAAAGCUAUGGAAGAUCUGAAAUGGCACUACCUCCAGAAAUUCCUGGGCCGAAACCCCGGCAAAUCACUGGAAGACUACAUCGAGCAGAUAAAAAAAAGAGAGCUCGAGGCACGUAUGGCCUAUUCAGAAAAAGUGGCCAUGACUAGUGAUGAGUUCGUUCAGAUGAUGCUGCUUGACUGCUGUUUCGUGAUCGAGAUCAUACACUCGUAUGUGGAAAAACGAGAAGAAAAAGAAGAAGCCGUAGAUAAACAAAUUAGAUGUACGCGGUCAUGGUUCCGCACUGCGCGACCGAUGCAUUCCGUGGCCGCCCAACCGCGGCCACUGAUGCAUUCCAUGGCCAUGCGACCGACGUAUUCCCUGUUGGCGCGACCGAUUCCGAUGUUAGGAAACCAGCUUAGAACGGAUGAGAAAGCAACAGAAGCUGAGCAUAAUCCAAUUACAAGCACGUGGUACACUCUACCAGUGGUCGUGCAAGACAUGCUGAUGCUGGAAAACCAGCUUCCUUUCGUUCUCCUCCAGACUCUGUUCCACUCGGCUUUUCCUAAAUCACCUGAUCGCCUAGAAAAUUGGAUAUUCGAAUUCGUCAGCAAAUUCGUGAAAAGCAAGAUUGAGAAUCCCACCAAUAUCAGCGAUGUGAAAAUUCACCAUAUACUUCAUCUUUUGCAUUGUUGCCUUGACCCAUCAAAGAUACGAGAUGGCGGUAAACCUCCCUCAUCCCUCUGGCACAAGCCUAACUGGAACAACUUACGUCUCUCUCGAGAAGAUAACCACCCAACUCCCCUGCUGAAAUGGAUUCCAAGUGCGACGCAGCUGAUGGAGGCUGGAGUACAUUUUAGGAAGAAGGAGGCCACGAACUUCUUGGACAUCACCUUUCAGAACGGUAAGAUGGAGAUCCCCUUACUUCAGGUAGAUGACGACACCGAGACCUUCCUCAGGAACCUCAUAGCAUUCGAGCAGUGCUCCAAGAAUGUCAGUCUUCAUGUCACGGCCUACGCGGCUCUCAUGGAUUGCAUCAUCAACACCGCCGCCGACGUCGCGUUGCUCCAGCAACAUGGGAUCAUCCUUAGCGGUUUGGGCGACGGCAAGCAAGUCGCUGAUCUAUUCAACAAACUUUGCAAGGAGGUGACGUUGGACUACGAGAAAAGUUAUGUUUCAGGCAUCUACAAAGAUGUCAACAAGCACUGGACCAACAAAUACAACCAAUGGCGAGCGAGGCUUAAUCAUGAUUACUUCAGUAAUCCUUGGGCGGUCAUCUCGGUGUUUGCAGCUAUCUUGCUCUUCGGUCUCGCCAUAACGCAGACCAUCUAUUCUGCUCUGAGCUAUGUUCGACCGCCAAGUUAGUCUCCGUAUUAUUAUUAUUAUUAUUAUCUUCUGCCUCUUCCUGAAGUGUUUGAAAUCUUACUGGUACUGUACGAUUCUCUGGUUUCUGUACUGUAAUUUGUUAUUGCAAGCAAUAAAGGGUUUGUUUGCUUA
Musa acuminata subsp. malaccensis (wild Malaysian banana) is the source of this 1686-nucleotide messenger RNA. RefSeq names its product UPF0481 protein At3g47200-like. NCBI's taxonomy places the organism in Eukaryota, Viridiplantae, Streptophyta, Magnoliopsida, Zingiberales, Musaceae. The record is from RefSeq and is a predicted model, not a curated record.